Centruroides sculpturatus (bark scorpion) is the source of this 1695-nucleotide messenger RNA. RefSeq lists its product as uncharacterized. The record is from RefSeq and is a predicted model, not a curated record. NCBI's taxonomy places the organism in Eukaryota, Metazoa, Arthropoda, Arachnida, Scorpiones, Buthidae. Bases 70 to 1044 code for a protein of 324 amino acids. The transcript has 4 exons.
UGCUGGUAGAUGGCGGUAUGUAUGGGACAUGUAGGCGUCUGUGUUUCCUAAAGGUCUUCCUCUCAAAAAAUGGAAAGUUUCCUAGAUAGAAAAGAUCAAACCGAUAUUUCAUCCUAUAGAGAAAAACUAAUACUUUUAAAAUACAGCGCUGUGAAAAAUGGGCUGAGUCCAGAACUGAUGUGUAAGGUGAUCAAAGAAAGUAUGGAUGAGCAGCGUGGAAAAAAGAAAGAAAACAAACUGCAAAGGCAUCUACUAGUUAUAAUAUGUGUAUGUUGUAUUCUUCUAGGUGUAAUACUUCAAAGUGAUUUAUUUAAAUCCAGAUGUGCAGUGCCUAAUAACUAUUUAGUGAUGGAAAUCACACGACCUCUUACAGACUGCAAAAUCUGCAGAGAUGUUGACAGAGUAAUUGUUUUUGAAAAUGUGACCAAAGCUACUUUUGCCAAAUAUGCUUAUUCGGGAAAGCCCAUGUUAGUUCGAGGUGCCACUACCAAUUGGACGGCUCUGAAUUAUUUUAAUUUUAGUUUUUUUAAGCAAUUAUACGAAAAUGUAGAUGAUGCUUAUCAAAGUGUGGAAGAAGAGUGCCAGUUCUUUCCUUACAAGACAGAUUUUCUAUCUUUAGAAGCUGUCUUUGAUAUGCCUGAAGAACAAGCUUAUAUGACAGGUCCUAAUGCCAAAACUUGGUAUAUUGGAUGGAGCAAUUGUAACCCCGAAGUAGCAUCCAUACUUCGACAACAUUACUCCAGGCCAUUUUUCUUGCCAGACGAUUCUGAAUCGAGUGCAAUUGAUUGGAUAUUUAUGGGAUAUUCUGGACAAGGAGCAAGUAUGCAUUUAGAUUAUGUUCAAAGACCUUCUUGGCAAGCCCAGAUUUCGGGAACCAAGUCUUGGCAUUUAUUACCACCACCAGAAUGUGAAGCGGAAUGUAAGGCAAUAGAGAUCACUGUUAGGAAAGGUGAUAUAAUAUUAAUAGAUACCAAUCAAUGGUAUCACGAGACUUUCAUUCAUCCUGGUGAAAUCAGUAUAACUAUUGGUUCGGAAUAUGAUUGAUUACUUCACGAUAGGUUUUGAUAAAGAGAUCAAGGAGAAAAUUAAUCAUGCCACAAAAUGUUUUAAUCAUGCCAAGUUGCAAAUCUAGUUGAUGUUCUGUUGUAAAUAUUGUAUAUUUGAAAGUUGUCUUUAAGUGUUUUUUAGAUUUUAUACAUAUUCAAAACUGCAAUUGAGAUCUGUUGAGAGUUAUUUCUAUUGUAAGAUUUUUAUAUGCAAAAUCAAAUUUUACAUUAUAUGAGAUAAAUUAGUUCCUUAUUUUAUAAAGUAUUUAUAUUUAAAAAGAAACUUUCUCAGAUAAUUUGCAAAUGGAAAACAUUGCAUAUAUAAUAAUAAUCUAUGAUAUAUCUCAAGAUACAAUAAUAUAUGUUUUAUUCUCAUAGGAUAAACUUUUUAUAAAAAAGAAAAUAUAUUUUUAUUGCAAAAAAUUGCAAUCAUCAUCAAAAUUUUAGUAAAAUGUGAUUCAAGAUAUUCUAUUUUCACAUAAAGUGCAAUUUUUUACAUUGUGAAUACAUUAUGGUAUCAAUAUAUUUAGUAUUUAUUUUAUGUAUGUAAAAUUGUCAAAGGUGCUAUAGAAGCAUUGUAUGAAUUAGUCUUCAAAGUACAAGAAUAAAUCUCAGGCUAGACAAAAUAUUUUAUAUUUUACCAUUCAAU